ACGCCUCCCACUCUCAUUAACCAAGCAAAGAACCAAUUUUGACACUGAUCAUUCACAUCCUAUUAACAAAUAUGCAGCUUCGUGAGACCGACCCCAACUUUGAGAGCGAGCUCUUCGAACAGGCAAAAGCAGCGUUCAACUCAAAGUUUGGAGUUUUCCAAUAUUUCCUCCCACUGCCGCUGCUCCUCGUAGAUCAAGAUGCAGAGGUACAACUGUCGUGCCAUGAGCCCGCUGAGGAAACAAUCGCCUUCACCACCAAAGUGUCAGCGCGCAUCCAUGCCCUGUAUGAGCAGUUGGCUGCCGCCUAUAACGAAGUCGAGGAUCCGCCAGCCCGCAUCAGCAUGAAGCUCGAGAUCGAGCGGCAGAAAUUUGACCCAGACGAGCCAGAUUGCGAUCAUCGCAGGUAUCAUUCGCGCCGUCUGCAGCUGCAAGACCCCGAGACACUGCCAGAUCUCCCAUUUAUCAGUAGCCUGACCGUCCGGUCAAUUCCCGGCUCCAAUGUCGAAACCGCGGCAGACAUACGCCCUCUGUCUUCCCUGGUGCCGCUGCAGUGCCUCGUCCACUUGCCAGCUGUUCAAGAGUGGAAUGCUCCUUGGUUGUGGGAGCGGCCCAUGCCCUCCAGUAUGCCGAAUAGGGUGUUGCGCGAGCACUACACCUGGCCGUUUGAGGGUCCCCUGAGAGACGCCCGCCACGAGUUCGGCGCUGCCAUCAUAGACCAGGAGAAGCACCUCUGCGGAAAGAGGAUCCCUACCAGCCUGACCAGGGCCGCACUGCACUUCUGGCCUUUCUUCAAUUUCCCCAGGCAUGAUCAGUCUGUUGCGCGCCCAAACUUGAUCCAUCCCGCGGAUAAAGACCCAGUGUCUUUGGGUCUUUUCAAGCUUGGUGCACAGCUAACGCUAUUUGACGUGCGUGCUGUGGUCACUCCAGACUUGUUUCCCACUCCCGAGGCAUCAUCCGACCAGCAGUGGUCACAGAUGCGGCAAUUCCGGCUCGAAUUCCAUGCCCUCCGUCCAGACGGGCGGUGGUACUUUGUUGGUCCUGGUGGCGAGGAUCCAUAUGACUCUGAACAAGGAGGGUAUAAGAUUUCAGACACAGAACACUAUCCCCGUGACACAGACACGGACGAGGACAUGGAACUUCAUGAUGAGUACAACGACAACCUCGGUGAGGCUUACGAUGAUGGUUUCAAUCUAAACAUGUUCCGCGUUGAACCAUGCAGGGAGCGAAUCGAGCCUCUACUCGCCGCGUUUGCAAAGUCUCUAGCUCGCGACAACAUGCCCCACCUUGAGGACGCCGAGAUCUUCACGCACCUGUGGUGGGCACCUUCAGACGACAUAGAAGCAAAGGGAUAUGAUCUACCGAUGAAGAAAGGCCACAAAUGGGGUGUCAAGUUUAUUGCUGGGCGUGGUAGUAAGAAGCAGAAGCGCGAUGAUGCUGCAGCUGCGGCACCUUCAUCACCAGUAGUGCAGUGGCAGGUGGGUGACUGGAGACCCAGCGAAGAGGUCCUGAGUCUGUUCGAAAGCCUGGGACCGCAAGAGUGGCUUGAUUUCGAGUGGAACAAGUAUAGAGACACGAUGGCACGCGACUUGCUUGGGAACAUUCAGUCCAACGCUAUAUAGUUAAUUGGGCAGCCAGAAUCCUUUUGUACAGGUAUGUGGGGUUUCUAAAAACAGAUGUUCUAAUUCUUGUUUACAAAUAGCUGGCUGGAUAUGCGAUCGCAGUACUAGAUAUGUAAUUGCAGUAGUAGAAAGGUUGGAGAUGUAUGCUUGUUAGCAUUAAGGCAUCCUAAAUAGAUUUACACAUGGUAGUUUAGAGAAACAAGUCAUGUGUGCCCC
This is a messenger RNA of Didymella exigua CBS 183.55, 1835 nucleotides long. RefSeq lists its product as uncharacterized. The coding region runs from base 72 to 1619 and encodes 515 amino acids. The record is from RefSeq and is a predicted model, not a curated record. Lineage: Eukaryota; Fungi; Ascomycota; Dothideomycetes; Pleosporales; Didymellaceae. The transcript has a single exon.